ACCGCCGAAGGAUGAACGGAUAUCACAGGGCCCUAUGGAGGGCCCUGCAUCUAGGGCUCACUCUGACCCUGGCUAUUGGACUUGCGGCCGCACAGAGUAUAUCUCAGCACAACUUAGACACAAAACAGUAUUCGCCUGUACGGCACACAGUUCACACCGAGAAACAGAGGUAUGACGGAUGGUAUAACAAUCUCGCGCACCAGGAUUGGGGAGCCGUCGAGAGUCAACUGGUGCGGAAGGCUCCAUCUUCGUACGCAGACGGAGUUUACAUGAUUGCCGGCGAGGACCGGCCCAGUCCUCGGAUUCUAAGUCAGGCACUGAUGAAAGGCGAGGAUGGUUUGCCCUCAGUGCGUAAUCUAACUGUUCUCUUCGUUUUCUUCGGCCAAAUGAUAUCUAGUGAAGUGCUUAUGGCCAGCGAGCCUGGUUGUCCAAUUGAGUUCCAUCGCAUAAAAAUCAAUCGGUGUGACGAAAUGUAUGAUAAAAAAUGCCGCGGCGAGAAGUUCAUGCCUUUCCAUCGAGCCAUAUACGACGCCAAGACGGGUCAGUCACCGAAUAACCCGAGAGAACAGAUCAACAUGGGAACGUCGUGGAUAGACGGCAGCUUCGUUUAUUCAACAUCGGAGACGUGGGUGAACACGAUGAGAUCGUUCAAAAACGGUACUUUUCGUACAACCGAAGGCAAGUUGCCCCCGCGAAAUAGAGAGAGGGUUCCACUGUUUAAUUCGCCACCCGCCCGCUACCUGGGCAUUAUGAAUCCAGAGAGAAUGUUCAUUCUCGGAGAUCCUCGGACGAAUCAGAAUCCCGGGAUCUUGGCUUUUGGCAUACUUUUCCAUCGCUGGCACAAUGUUCUCGCCAAGAGAGCGUUCAGGGAUCAUCCCGAUUGGAGCGAUGAGGAAAUCUUCCUCUACGCAAGACGUUGGGUCAUCGCGUCGUUACAGAACAUCAUCAUGUACGAAUACGUGCCCACACUUCUCGACGAGCCUGUUUCUCCUUACCGUGGCUACAAGCCCGACGUGCAUCCAGGGAUCAGCCACGAGUUCCAGUCUGCUGCGUUCCGUUUCAGUCAUACCUCGAUCCCGCCGGGACUGUAUCGAAGGACCGCUAAUUGCACAUUCCCGAAAACCAGGACGGGCCGAAGCGCGAUGCGAAUGUGCUCAACGUGGUGGCUGUCCGAGGAAGUGCUUCUCGAAAAUGGCAUCGACGAACUUCUGAUGGGAAUGUCGUCACAAAUCGCCGAGAAAGAAGAUCACGUCAUGUGCUCGGAUGUUCGAGACAAGUUGUUCGGUCCGAUGGAAUUCAGCCGCAGAGAUUUGGCGGCAUUGGAUAUUAUGCGUGGACGUGACAGCGGUCUACCGGACUACAACACCGUACGGAAAUACUUCAAUCUCGAUCCCGUAUUGGACUGGCAAGCCAUCGGUGGAAAGCUCAAAUCUGCAAAUCAAGAGCUCAUCGAGCGAUUGUACACGCUCUACAAGGGUAACUUGAAUAAUAUCGAUCUCUUCGUCGGCGGGAUGCUCGAGUCGGAGGGCGGUCGACCGGGAGAGCUCUUCCGGAAGAUCAUCAAGGAACAGUUCGAGCGGAUUCGGGAUGCCGACAGAUUCUGGUUCGAGAACACCAACAACGGUCUAUUUACGAGGGAAGAAAUCGAGAACAUUAGGAAAAUCACGUUGUGGGACGUCAUCGUCAACGCCUCCGACAACAUUUCUCCCGAAGCCAUACAGAGGAACGUGUUCAUCCACGGUGAAGGCGAUCCUUGCCCUCAGCCAGCGCAGAUCAACAGCACCGUCCUUGAACCAUGCAUGAUACUCGAAGGCUGGGAUUACUUCCGAGGAAACGAAGUUGUUUACAUCUACUGCUGCCUAAUUUUGGCUUUCAUCCCAAUUAUUUGUGGGAUGGCCGGCUACGGUGUCAUCAAACUGCAGAACAAACGUCGACGGGACAUCAAAAAGAAGGACAUUGUCAAGAAAGGAAAAGCCCAGGAUAAGCUGUAUGUCAAGGAAUGGCUGCACCAGAACCACAAGCGAUUUGUCAAAGUCAAGAUCGGACCGGACGAGAGCGUUUAUACUGUCAACCGGAAGGGCGAGGUGCUGCGCAAAGUCUCGUUCUCGAGCGUUCCUCAGCUCAUCGUCCAGGUCACCUCGGACACGACCCGGAAGCCGAUGUGUCUGAUCAGGAGUCCAAUGGAUCAUGACUUGGUUCUCCAAUUCGACUCGGAGCAUUCUCGGAAGAAAUUCCUGAGCAAGUUGGAGAAAUUCUUGGUGGAUCACAAGAAGACCAUGGAAUGCAUGAGCACGAGCCGCGAAUUGAUGCUGGCCAAUGCCGAGACGAAGGAGAAACGCCAGAAGCGUCUCGAGCACUUCUUCAGGGAAGCUUACGCUCUAACCUUCGGACUCAAACCUGGCGAGAAACGCAAACUUGAACAAGUUGGAAACGACGUCAUCAUGGUAAUGCGGACCUCGUUGUCUAAGAGAGAGUUCGCGGAGGCCCUGGGCAUGAAACCCGACUCGCUAUUCGUCAAACAAAUGUUCAACUGCGUCGACAAGGACAAGGACGGUCGAAUUUCAUUCCAAGAGUUUCUCGACACGGUCGUACUCUUCACAAGGGGAAAAUCUGAGGAUAAAUUCCGGAUCAUCUUCGAUAUGUGUGACAACGACGGCAACGGCGUCAUCGACAAAGAGGAGCUCACGAAGAUGCUGAGAUCGCUCGUCGAUAUCGCCAAGGCCAAUUCCUUGACGGAACACCAGACCAUGGAAAUCAUCCAGGGCAUGUUCGCGACUGCUGGACUGGAAAAUAAGGAUCGACUCGACUACGAUGACUUCAAGGCAAUCAUGAAGGAAUAUCGUGGAGACUUCAUCGCCAUCGGACUCGACUGCAAGGGAGCCAACCAAAACUUCCUGGACACAUCAACGAACGUUGCUCGUAUGACUUCUUUCCAAAUCCCUCAGAACUAUGAGCCGCGACCUUCGAAGAUGGUUCAAAAAUGGAAUGAGAUCGCGACUUUCCUCGAGGAGAACCGCCAGCACAUAUUCUACCUGUUCGUUUUCUACGUCACGACGUUCGUUUUAUUCUUCGAGCGCUACUUCUAUUACGCCUAUCAGGCAGAGCAUAUGGAUCUGCGUCACGUUAUGGGGGCGGGAAUCGCCAUUACCAGAGGUUCGGCGGCAUCUCUAUCAUUUGCCUACAGCGUGCUACUCCUGACGAUGUGCAGAAACCUGAUUACGAGAGUUCGAGAAACACCGAUCCAGCAGUACAUACCGCUCGACUCGCAUGUGCAGUUCCACAAGAUCGUGGCGUACACCGGAGCGGUAUUUUCCUUCAUCCACACGGUCGGCCACUACAUCAACUUCUACCAUGUCUCGACCCAGCCGGCGGAGCACCUGAGGUGCAUGACGAAGGAGAUGCAAUUCGACUCGGACUUCAAGUCGCAGUUCUCCUUCUGGGUGUUCCAGACGAUAACCGGGACGACCGGACUCAUGCUCUACGUCGUGCUAAGCGUGAUUUACGUGUUCGCCCACCCGAGGAUCCGUCAGAAAGCCUACAGCUACUUCUGGUCCACCCAUAAACUCUACUAUCUAUUCUACAUUCUGUGCCUUCUCCACGGACAAGCCAAGUUGACCGGGAGUCCCCGGUUCUGGAUCUUCUUCAUAAUCCCAGGAAUCUUUUUCGUACUCGACAAGGUCGUCUCUCUCCAAACCAAGUUCAUGGAGCUCGAGGUCCUCAAAACCGAUCUGCUGCCCAGCGAUGUGACGAAGGUCAAGUUUGCGCGGCCCCCGAGCUUUAAAUAUCUUUCCGGUCAAUGGGUUCGCAUAUCAUGCACCGGAUUCCGGUCAAACGAGUACCACUCCCUGACGCUCACAUCAGCGCCGCACGAUAACUUCCUCUCGGUCCACGUUAAGGCCCAGGGCCCAUGGACGUGGAAGCUCCGAAACUACUUCGAUCCAAACAACCUGCCCGAGCGUGCCGCUCCCAAGAUCCGUCUCGAGGGGCCCUUUGGAGGUGGAAACCAAGAUUGGUACAAAUUUGAGGUAGCCGUAAUGGUGGGAGGCGGCAUCGGAGUGACCCCGUACGCGUCCAUCCUCAACGAUUUGGUUUUCGGAACUUCGACCAAUCGAUACUCGGGCGUCGCCUGCAAAAAGGUUUACUUCCUCUGGAUCUGUCCGUCCCACAAGCACUUCGAAUGGUUCAUAGAUGUUUUACGGGACGUGGAGCGUAAGGACGUCACGAACGUCCUCGAAAUACAUAUUUUCAUCACGCAGUUCUUCCACAAGUUCGAUCUUCGAACCACAAUGCUGUACAUUUGCGAGAACCACUUCCAACGGAUUUCGAAUCAUUCGAUGUUCACCGGACUGAAGGCUAUCAAUCAUUUCGGCAGACCCGACAUGACGGCGUUCCUUCGUUUCGUGCAGACUCAACACGCGUAUGUGAGCAAGGUCGGCGUUUUCUCUUGUGGACCAACGGCGCUCACCAAAACGAUAAACGCGUCGGUGGAGACCGUCAACACAGCGAGGAAAUUACCCUAUUUCAUCCACCACUACGAGAACUUCUAGGCGAAAAACCAAUUGUAAGACUCGUGGCCUGGUCUUGCCAGAAACACUAAAUAUCCUCCGCGUCGCCGAGUCGUCUGGAACAUUAGUUCAUUCAGUUCCAGAGGAAUAUCUAGUUCCCUCCCGGAACGUUAGCUCUCGAAAACACCAGAGAAGGGAGCUGCGCUGUUU
Molecule: messenger RNA, 4715 nt
Organism: Galendromus occidentalis (western predatory mite)
Lineage: Eukaryota; Metazoa; Arthropoda; Arachnida; Mesostigmata; Phytoseiidae
Gene: Duox
Product: dual oxidase
Exons: 25
Coding region: 12-4547 (1511 amino acids)
Biological process (GO): response to oxidative stress
Molecular function (GO): calcium ion binding; heme binding; peroxidase activity
Source: RefSeq, a predicted model, not a curated record